Molecule: messenger RNA, 890 nt
Organism: Brachypodium distachyon (stiff brome)
Lineage: Eukaryota; Viridiplantae; Streptophyta; Magnoliopsida; Poales; Poaceae
Product: acyl carrier protein 2, chloroplastic
Exons: 4
Coding region: 241-642 (133 amino acids)
Biological process (GO): fatty acid biosynthetic process
Molecular function (GO): acyl carrier activity
Source: RefSeq, a predicted model, not a curated record
GGGGAGUCUUCCUCGUUUCCAUCCCUUUUGGUUUUGAGCUGGUGUUUCCCAUGGAAUCAGGAAUGGUGAUCCCUCCUAGGACGUACGGACAACGCCAGCUCAGGCUCCUGCAAUGUCGAUACUACCGAGGCUCUCCCUCCCCCUAAUAAACUCACCCACAACCGCCCGCCGUCUUCCAUUCCAAUCUCUCCUUCCUUCCCGAUUCCUCCGCCUCUUCUCUUCUCUAGCUCGCCGAAUUCCAUGGCUGCCCUCGCCGCCGUCGGGUCGGCCGUCUUCCCUGCUCAACGGCUCCAGGUAGUGAGCAACCGGAGGAGCACGGCGCCCUUCUUCCCGUCGGUUCAGCUGCGCGCCGUCGCCACCACCAAGCGCUUCCAGCUCCUGGCUUGCUCGGCCAAACAAGACACCAUUGAGAGGGUUUGUGAAAUAGUCAAGAACCAGUUAGCAGUCGAGGAAGGCAAAAUCGUAAGCGGAGAAUCAAAGUUCGUUGACCUUGGGGCUGAUUCACUUGACACGGUUGAAAUCGUGAUGGGUCUUGAGGAGGCAUUCGGUAUCACGGUCGACGAAUCAAGUGCCCAGGAGAUCAAGACGGUGGAGGACGCAGCAAAUCUUAUCGAUGACCUUGUGAAGCAAAAGGGUGCUUGAAAACAGCAUGAAGAUUUCUUUUCUGCAUCCUAUCUGGAUAAUUUUGCGGCGGGUGCUGCUGCUGAGCUUAGCUUUGUUGUUGUACUCUAAACGUGAACCGGUGCACGGGCUAUGAUUCUCUUGUUCGAAAUUAGUUAGCCAGGGCCUGCAGAGGUUCUCUUCGUGUCUGCUAUCAUGGGUUGAAUAAAUGAGGGGGGUGGUUCUUCCCUGAGGCAAGACUAUCAUUGUUCUAAGUUUGUGUCACUCCA